CCUGCUAGGGUCUCCUUUAAAAUACCCCAAAUCCAUUUCCUUUCUUCCAUAGGUUUUGAAGCCCUGAUUGCAAGUUGCAGAAACUCUCUGCAACAACAACAGCAACAAUGGCUGACAAGUCGAAUCGACAGCCACUCAGCUUGAACGAUCGCCACUACCGCCUCCUCCAAUCCCUCUCCGCUUCCCAGUCUCGCCCCCACUCCAAACCCCAUCAGGAAAAUGAGCAGUCGAAGGUGAAGAAGCUGGAUUUACGUGAUGAUGUUCCUCGAUUCUCUGGAAUCGUUGAUUUUGAUUCUCCUCCGUAUACUAAUAUUGCUGCAGUAGAGGAGAAACCACAGAGGGUCAUGACCAAGGGCAAAGUUUCCUCUCGAGAUCACCUUGAUGGGGAGGAGGGUACAGAAGAGAAGAAGCCAUCAAAAGUUAAGGUGGAAGGAAGGCGUCGUCUAUGCAAACUUUCAUCCAAAGAUGAUAAUUAUGAUUACAAUGAUGGAAAGAACAAAACUGCAAAGGAUGACCUGGCAUUCUCUGGGCUUGCAGAUUUUGAUUCACCCCAACCGUUGAGAAAUGGAGUUGGGAGGGAUACCACUGGUGAAAAUGAAAUUAGGGAUAUUUUAAGUGAUUUAAGCUCUAGGCUCGAGAUUCUCUCAAUUGAGAAAAAACGCCCCGCCAAAAUGGGUAAUUUGAUAGGGGAAUCAUUUGCUUCAGUUACAGAUGAAGAUUAUAAGCAAGCUAAGAAGCAAGAUAAUCCUGAAUUCUCGAGUGCAGCUUCUUCCUUUUCACUCACCUCUGAUCCAUGUGAUUCCUCUUCGGAUACGACAAACCAGUCCAUGGCAGGAGGUGGAACUGAAACCUGGCUGGAUAGAUAUCAUGAGCAAAUUGAUCAUGGACAUGUUGAAGAUUUUGUAGGUAGGGUUGGCAGGCCUAAGAAUGCCGGCGAUGGACUUACAAAGAAUGAAACAAAAACGGUGCCUGGGAAAUCUGUCCGCAUGAGGCAAACAUUUGCUGCCAAGUUUGAAGAACGAGAUGAAGAGGAUGAUGAUUGUGUCAUUCUGAGUGGCAAUGAAGUGGUCAAAGAAGUUGAGAGGCAACGUGGUAAGUUACAAGAUGGAUUUGACAGGUCUGACAUUGUUGAUCCACUGGAUAAUUGCAGCAAUGAUUCAGAUUCCGGGGAUGAGAAUUCACUUACUUUGAUGGGCCCAAAUUCAACAUUUAUAUUACCUGGUAAAAUUGCAAAAAUUUUGUAUCCUCAUCAGCGAGAUGGCUUGGAGUGGCUUUGGUCUCUUCAUUGUCAGGGUAAGGGUGGCAUCUUGGGCGAUGACAUGGGCUUAGGUAAAACAAUGCAGAUCUGUGGAUUUUUAGCUGGGCUGUUUCAUUCCAAUUUGAUAAAGAGGGCGUUGGUUGUUUGUCCCAAGACACUACUACCCCAUUGGAUCAAAGAACUAUCAGCCUUGGGGCUCUCUGAGAAAACAAGAGAAUAUUUUGGGAGUGCCAAAACGCGACAAUAUGAACUCCAAUAUAUACUUGAGGACAAAGGUAUUCUUCUGACUACAUACGAUCUUGUGCGGAAUAAUGCUAAAGCAUUGAGUGGGGACUAUUACUUUCACGACGAUGGAAAUGAAGAUGACAUCACAUGGGACUAUAUGAUACUUGAUGAGGGACACAUGAUAAAGAAUCCUAGUACACAAAGGGCCAAAAGUUUGCUCCAGAUACCUUCUGCUCAUCGUAUUGUUAUUAGUGGCACGCCAAUACAAAACGACCUGAAGGAAUUGUGGGCCUUGUUCAACUUUUGUUGUCCUCAGUUAUUGGGAGACAAGAACGGGUUCAAGUUAGAAUAUGAGGGCCCCAUUCUUCGUGGAAAUGAAAAAAGUGCAACUGAUAGAGAGAAACACAUUGGUUCAACAGUAGCAAAGAGGUUAAGAGAACGGAUCGAACCAUAUUUUUUGCGGCGCAUGAAAAGUGAGGUGUUUCGAGAAGAUGAUGUCACGGAGGCCACCAAACUUUCCAAGAAGAAUGAGAUUAUUGUCUGGCUCAAAUUGACUAGUUGCCAGCGACAACUUUAUGAAGCUUUUCUGAAAAGUGAGAUUGUUGUUUCAGCUUUUGAUGGCUCACCUCUUGCUGCAAUCACGAUUCUGAAGAAAAUAUGUGAUCAUCCACUUUUGUUGACAAAAAGAGCUGCUGAAGAUGUAUUGGAAGGGAUGGAUUCAAUGUUAAACCAGGACGACAAAGUUCUUGCCGAAAAGUUGGCAAUGCACAUUGCAGAUGUCGCUGAGACUGUAGACUUUGAAGAGAAGCCUGACAAACUGUCAUGCAAGAUAUCUUUCAUACUAGCCUUAUUGGAUAACUUAAUAUCAGAAGGUCAUUGCAUUCUUAUCUUCUCACAGACCCGCAAGAUGCUUAAUCUUAUUCAGGAAUCAUUGGUGGCCAGAGGUUACAAGUUCUUACGCAUUGAUGGUACAACUAAAGCUAAUGACCGGGUGAAAAUUGUCAAUGACUUCCAAGAGGGGAUUGGUGCUCCUAUAUUUUUAUUGACAUCUCAAGUUGGUGGUUUGGGACUGACACUUACGAAAGCAGAUCGUGUGAUAGUGGUUGAUCCAGCAUGGAACCCAAGUACUGAUAAUCAAAGUGUUGAUCGUGCCUACCGCAUUGGACAGAAGAAGGAUGUCCUAGUGUACAGAUUGAUGACUUGCGGUACUAUUGAAGAAAAAAUAUACAGAAAGCAGAUAUACAAGGGAGGACUAUUUAAAACUGCAACAGAACACAAAGAACAGACAAGAUACUUCAGUCAGGCGGAUCUUCGGGAGCUUUUUAGUCUUCCCAGACAGGGCUUUGACAUUUCUCUCACUCAGCAGCAGUUGCAUGAAAAGCAUGAUCGCCACCAUACAAUGAGCGAGUAUUUGAAAGCCCACUUGAAGUUUCUGGAAACUAAAGAUAUAGCUGGAGUUAGUCACCAUAGCUUGCUUUUCUCCAAGACGGAAACCGUGCCAGUUGUUCAGGUUGAGGAGGAAAUAAUAAGGGUGAAAGGGACUACAUUCGUGGGUAACUCAUCUUCAGCAUCUCAGCUUGAACGUGAUGUUGAUGGGGCAAAGUAUGCAUUCAAUCCAAAAGAUGUGAAAUUGUCCAGAAACAGCUCUUCCACGAGUACUGCAGGUAAACCAACAGAAAUGGAAAUCAAAGAAAGGAUCAAUCGGCUUUCACUCAUUUUAGCAGACAAGGGUCUAGUCUUAAAACUGCCGGAUAACGGAUAUAACUUGCGUAAGCAAAUAGCUGAAUUGAAAUUGGAGCUUGAGAUGAUUCACAAGGCAAAAAGAACAGAGAAGGAAGUCAUAGAUUUGGAUGAUAUAGCUGCCGAGAUUCAGAGGAUCUUAUGAGAAACAGCAUUUCUUCCUCGUCAGGUGAAUGGAAGAAAAGCUUUUGGGAAAAUUUAUGAUUUUGUGACUGAAUUUGGCAUCUCUUUUAUAUCCAGGAAGUGGCAAAUACGUGUAUGGCACCUUGGUCAUAUUUUGGCUGGCCUCUUGCUUAAACCCUUGGUCUUUCGACGGCUAUUAUGGUAGAGAUGGUACCAUAUCUGCCCAUGCAUGGAUUACCUACCAGAUCUCAAACUUCAUUGUGUAGUACAGUACAAUUCUUGGCAUGACAACAAGUACUUCUGGAGGCCUCCGUACUGGAUAAUAUGAUUGCUGAAUGCAAACGUUUAAUCAA
This is a messenger RNA of Rhododendron vialii, 3699 nucleotides long. RefSeq names its product protein CHROMATIN REMODELING 24. The record is from RefSeq and is a predicted model, not a curated record. NCBI's taxonomy places the organism in Eukaryota, Viridiplantae, Streptophyta, Magnoliopsida, Ericales, Ericaceae. The transcript is spliced from 23 exons. The coding region runs from base 108 to 3368 and encodes 1086 amino acids. Gene Ontology annotation, molecular function: ATP-dependent chromatin remodeler activity; ATP binding; DNA translocase activity.